AUGGAUAAUUGUUUUUCUUCGAAAUUGAAUGUUCAAGCUUCUGGGUUUUUCAGAUUUUCUCACGAUUCAAAAUUUAAAAAAAUUAUAAAAUAUGUAACAGAAAAAUCUAGUACCUUAAGUAAAAUAAGUGAUCAAGAAACAUUUAGAAAAGGAUGCCUAGAUUUGGCUAAAUAUCUAAUUAUUAAUAAGUCUCCUCCAGUAUAUUAUAGAGACUUAAAAGAUAUGUGGGAAGGAGCAAUAAAAAAUUGGGUAAAACCUCACUAUGAAAAGCUUAAUAUACAUGGAGGAUGUCCUGUUGUUAUGGAUGAAAAUGAUAUGAAAAUUUUAAAAUUAAAAUAUGAGCAAGAAGAUUUUUGUAAAAAAAGAGAUACAUAUCUGAAUGAAAUAAACCAGUUAAAAAGUAAACAUUUAAAGAAAUGUAAUGAUGAUUAUUUAAGAAAAUGUUCAGAAUAUAAUGUAUGGAUUAACCUUAAGAAAACUUAUUUUGAUAAUAACAAAAGUUUAAUUCAAAACUGUUACAAUAAACAAAAACCGAGAGGAAAUUCAAUAAGAAAAAAAGGUCCAGCGUUAAUAUGUGACAUAAUGAAUCAUGAAAUAUUCAAUGAACCUACUGAUUGCUUACUCUCUUCUACAGUCGUGCCAUGUGAAACAUCAACUAAAAAUAAACAUGAAAUAGAAAUAAGACGAACUGAAGUUACAAGUGAAAGUCCAUCUAUGCCUCAUGUUAAAAAAGAAGAAAACACUCAAAUUGCACAGGAAGUACAAUUCGGAGAAUCUGAAGCUAUAAUUCAAGAAGAAAAACCACGUAAUUUCCAAGAACUAUCGCAACUGCCAUCUCAAGAACAAACAGAACUACCACUCCAAGAAUCAACGGAAACUAUAACUAAUAAAACUGCAGUUAUACAAACUGAGAAUGUUCCAACAUCAGGAGGCCACACGAAUUUUGAAUCUUCACAUAAUUCAACACCACAAGGAAUGUUUAAAAAAAAAAGAAAGAUAAGUAGAAGGCAUGUGAAAUUUCUGAGAUUGCUGGUACCUUCAUAUUCUAACAAGAAAAGUAAAAUUUUUACAGAUGAUUACUUAGAACACACAUUAUAUAAUGAUGAAAAAAUCAUAAAAAAAAUUAAAAUAAAUGAAGUUACAAAAAAUAUAAACUCGUCAAAGCGAAAAAAAGACAGAUCUAAAAUCAUAGUAGAAGUUCAUAUGGAAGUUCUCAAAGAAUACAAAAAUGAAGAAUGGGAGAAAAACAAAGAUGAAUUCUUAGAAAUAUGUAUAUAUGAAUUAGAAAAAAAGGAUUUUAGAACCUGUCAUAAUUUAACAGAUGAUGAUCUAAUAAAAAAAAACAUAACAUAUAACAAUUAUAUUAAAAAAAAAAAGUUUGUGUGGAAUAAAUGGAUCAAAAAAAAUAGAAAUCUUUCUGAAAAAGUGAAAAAAGAAAAUUGGUUUCACAAUUUGAUGAUAAAAUGGAAAAGAGAACUAGAAUAUAUACAAGAAAUGGAAGGAUUCAAAAAGAAAUCUUCGAAUAAAAAUAAAAAAAUUUCAUUUUUAGAAAGAGAAAAAGAUAUAUGGAAACAGUGGAUAUCAAAAAAUGGCAUGAUUAUAGAACAACAUUUGGGAGAGGAAUACCUUAGAGAAUUGACAGGGACAAUGCAUAAUAUUUCAGAAGAAUGGGUAAAUGAUGAAACCACAAAUUAUGUAUCGCUGAUAAAUAAAGAAGAAUUUCAGAAUAACGGAAACUAUAAAGAAUUAUAUAAAUAUAUAAAAAAGAUAUUAUUAACAAAUCUGUGUAUUCUGGUGCUUAUGACAAUAUUAGAAGAAUGUAAAAAUGAGGCAAACUUCGAAAAUAGGGAAUCUUAUUUAGAUAACUCCAUAAAUGAAUUGAAGGAAGAAGAUUAUUCAGAUAAAAAACAAGAAAUUACAGAAAAUAUAAUUGAAUAUAACUGCAAUGAUUUAGAAAGUGCACGAAAUAAGGAAAUGAAUGCUCAUAGAGGUGAACACAGUUUCAGGAAUGAGAUAGAAGAUUGGAUAAGAGGCGAUGGUAUACAUGAAAAUUCCAUAGUUAACGAUGGAACAUUAGACAAAUCCUAUAAAACAAUAGAAAAAUACAUUUUAUAA
Messenger RNA from Plasmodium malariae, 2115 nucleotides. RefSeq names its product STP1 protein. The record is from RefSeq and is a predicted model, not a curated record. Bases 1 to 2115 code for a protein of 704 amino acids. The transcript is spliced from 3 exons. Lineage: Eukaryota; Apicomplexa; Aconoidasida; Haemosporida; Plasmodiidae.